Molecule: messenger RNA, 543 nt
Organism: Melampsora larici-populina 98AG31
Lineage: Eukaryota; Fungi; Basidiomycota; Pucciniomycetes; Pucciniales; Melampsoraceae
Exons: 3
Coding region: 1-543 (180 amino acids)
Source: RefSeq, a predicted model, not a curated record
AUGUCUCAAAGCCCAUUACCUGGCCAAAGUGACGUGGCGAAUGACCCAGACAGCCAACAAAAUACCGUGGAUUCGACUCACAAUCCCCUUCCUAUAGCUGAAAUGGACGACACGGUGAUCCCCAAUUCGUACGCCACUCCCACACACGCGAUCUUGGCGCCUGUGAUGUUUGACCCACAUCCCGGUCACGAUCGUGACCAUGAAGCUGCAGAUGCUUUGGCCAAAGACGAAACUGAUCAAUUCCGGCGUCGCAAUAUCUCAUACGCAGCAGUCCGACGUUUUGUAGGGACGCCCCUCCGAGAGUACUUGAUUUUUACUGGCCUGUCUACGAUGGAGAGAGCCAGAGUUCUCCGUAUUCUCUCUGGCCAAUCAAUCACCAGUUUCCUCAUCUUUCUUUUCCCCGACCUCAUCACACCUCAACAGAUGUAUGCGUGGGGUAUACCGUAUGGGGUAGCAGCGGAGCUCAUAUUACACGCUGAAGGUUUCUACCAGAAGCUCUUACAAAAAGAAAGGAGAUACAGAGCUAGAUCACUUGAAUUGUAA